GUCACUUGCAGCAACUUAAAUGCUGGAAGCAAGUCGACCCUGGGACAUUUAUAUAUAUAUAUUAUAUUACUUUAUUAUAUAUAAUAUAACUUUAUUUUCUUUUUUCUUAUCUAACUCGAACUAAGAACUUAAGGAUCACUCACAUCACUUCUUAUCAUGUGUUUUUCUUUCUUAUAGCUGCCAGUGAAGAAAGAGGAAAUGGACUUGUUUUAUUAGAAAAUGCAGAUAAACCGGAAAAUAGUCUUAACUUAAUUGUAACAAAGAAAAUUAUUUUAUUUUUGGACGUUUUAUAUAUUUUUUAAAGCUUUUCUCUGGUUAUUUAGUCUUCAGUCUAGAUACAAUUGUAAUGCAUUAAAAAUAUAAUAAUAAUAAUAAUAAUAAUAAUAAUAAUAAUAAUAAUAAUAAUAAUAAUAAUAAUAAUAAGGUCAGGGUUUUUUAAAAGUUUUUUAGUCUGUAUUUAUUCAAGACGAACGAGGAAACUGCGGGAUCACAUCAUGUCAUCAUCAUCAUCAUCAUCAUCGUGCAACUCGACUCAUCAGCAACGGGCUAAAGGCAGCACGGGAUCCCCCACCAUCUCAUCAUCAUCAUCGUCAUCUUCAUCUUCAUCAUCAUCAUCAUUAGUCGUUAACUGUGCGAGCCGGUUGCUGCAGCCAGUCCGUGCCACAGUGCCAUACCAGCUGCUGCGCGGGAGCCGCCGCUCCUCUCCCUCAUCCUCUUCCUCCUCUUCCUCUUGUGCGUCAGCCGGGGGCGACGUCGCAGCACCGAGAGCUCCCGGUGCCGCCGCCGCGAGCCCGACGCGAGUAGUGACGCCGCUCGCGCGCGCGCCUGGAAACGGAAGCGGCCACGGUACCGUGGACUGCGCCGCCGGGCUGAACGCGCGCUCCCCGCCGCCUGACCGCAAGGGAUCACCGGAGCGGUGCCCCGAUUCACCUGCUUACCGAGUUGAAAGGUCAAAAGCCCAGCAGGUGUGGAUCAGGCGCACUUCCUCUCAAGGUGCCAUCACAGUACCGUACCUGACCGGCCAGUGGCCCCGUGACGCCUACCUGCUCUAUCCAUCACGCACAAAAGACAAAUCCACACAGACUCCUGGAUGCUGGAGUGAAGACUCAUCAGAGGGAGAGCUGAGGAACACACACCAGCGCUCGGCGUCCUGGGGCUGCGCCGAUCAGCUUAAAGAGAUCGCUAAGCUCCGCCUGCAGCUCCAACGCACUAAGCAGGGAGGAAGUCGUCAUAUUAAGGACUGCAGGGAGCUUCUGUCUCCCCUCCAUUGCUGCAUCUUCACCAACACAUACACUACCAGCAGCAUGUCCAGCCAAGCCACGUCCCCCAUGUCGAAGCCGGCACAGAUAACCCUGCCUAACAUCACAGUACCGAAACCGUCUAUCUCACGAGUGCCCAGCAGCAUGGAGGGCAUCAACCACGAGCUGGAGAAAGUGUUCAUUAAAGAUAAUGGAGAAAAGGAAGAGCUGAAGGCAUUGGAGGUGCCUGAUGGACGCCGUGCCCCCUUUCCUCCUCAACAGCGGAGCAGCAGUACGUGUGGUUUGGACUCUCAGACCCCGGCAGUACUUGGGCGCUCCAGCAGCUGCUCUAGCGCAUCACCGUGUCCAGCAGGAUCACAUGAUGGCAGCCCGUACUCCACCGACGAGCUCCUCGAUGACAGAGACAAAGACAGUGGCAGCAGCUCUCCUCUACCCAAGUUUGCCUCUUCACCUAAACCCAACAACAGCUACAUGUUCAAGCGCGAGCCUCCUGAAGGCUGCGAGAAGAUCAAAGUGUUCGAAGAAAUGACGUCGAGACAAUCCUCUACCACCCCUCUCUUCUCCUGCCCCGACAAAAACAAGGUGAACUUCAACCCCACUGGCUCGGCUUUCUGCCCCGUCAGAAUACCUGGUGCUCUGCUUCAGCACUCGGCGUCCCAAGCUGACGAAGAGCAGGAGGAAGGAGGACAGCCCAGUGCUGUGACCUCUUCGGCCAUGUACGCCCAGCUCCACCCCACUCAGGUCUCCAUCAGCACCAGCACAGACGAUCCUCCAGAAUCAGACGCCACAACUCCAUCCCAACAAGAGGCACCACACACAAACUCAGAGCUGUGCAGUUAGCUCGAUUUGCCCAGAGCUGGUCUCUGUGGCACUUUGUGCCCUUCAUAGGUUGACUAGAUGCACCCACUCUUUCUGGACAAAACUCCACUGUCUGCAUGUCAUAGUGAUACACAAGGGUCCGAACACAAGAAUAAUGCCCCACUCCACUUCGAUCUGUCGUCACAUCUGCCCCAUUCUCUUACGCACUUUUAUUGACAGGGAGAGGAAAAAGCUACAAGGCUUUAGUGUACAAGUAUGCUGGCUGUUUUUGGAAUAGCACCACAGAAGCUGGUAAUAUAUAUAUAUAUAUAUAUAUAUAUAUAUAUAUAUAUAUAUAUAUAUAUAUAUAUAUAUAUAUAUAUAUAUAUAAUUGAAUAAUGUUAAAAUAAAGAGUGUGAGGGGUUUAUUGACCACAAUAUAUGCAAAUGUAGGUUCAAUGUUAACCUUAAACGAAAGAAAAAAAGAAAAGAGAGAGCGGCCAUUAUGUUUUGCAGAAGUCCCAAGUGGCUAUAGUUUGUUUUGUUUGACUGAUUAUCUUAAGAUCACCAUCUAUUUUCUCCCAUUAAGUUUAUUGUUUUUAUCACAUUUAUUCUAUAAGUCUAAACAUUCAGUUUAUCGUGUUAAUGACACCAUAUUCAUAUGAAAAUGUAAGUCAGUAUCUCAAAACCUGUGGAUUUCAAAGCAAUUCCCAGCGAAUAAGUAAUAAUUUCUCUUGUUCCAUAAACCUGUUCAAUAUUUUUUCCUAGAACCUUGCAGGCUAGCUCACCAUUGACAUAAGCAGUGGAGAGUAGUAACUUUUAUAAUCUCAGAAAUCCUGUCAGGUUAGCUCAGAAUAGCUAAUUAUUAAGUUACAGACAAUACCAAAAAUCCUGUCAGAAAUCCUAUUUAUAUUUGUUUUUUUUGUUUUUUUGCAAGCUGGUUAAUGUUAGCAGUGGAAAUUAUCAACAAUAAUGGCUAUGACCUAAAAAUCCUUUCAGAUUUCCUGUCAGUUAACUCAGUUAAAAAAAAAAAAAAAAAGAUGAUCUGAAUCUCUGCUCUAAAUUUGGUUAGAGUUAGUCAUGAAGCUUAUGAACACACAAAUAGCCCAUGUUAGCUAUGUAGCUAGUUGGCGUUAGCAAUAUAAAUUGUGUUAAUGUUUAUGAACUAUAGGUUAGUUGUUUGGAAAUAGCAUUGAAGAUGAUAAACAUUUUUAAAUCUGAUUUGAACAUCCUGCCAGAAAUCCUGUCAGAUUAGCCCAUGCUAGAUAUCGGGCUAGAUUUAGCAGAUAAUAUUUAUAAAUACUAUUUAAAAAGUCCUGUCAGAUUAGCUCAUGCUAGCUAGCGGGCUAGAUGUAGCAGUUAAUAUUUAAAAAAAAAUUAAAAAUCCUGUCAGAUUAGGUCAUGCUUGCUAAAUGACUACAUUUACACUUUAGCAUUACAUUUUAUACAUAUUAUGAAUUUGAUUUAAAAAUCCUGUCAGAAAUCACGAAUAGAUGUCUGAUUAGCACAUAUUAGCAAGGUGGUUGGAAGUAGCAAUGAAAAUGAUAAACAUUUCUAAAUCUUGAUAUAAAAAUCCUGUCAGAUUAGAUCAUGCUAGCUAGUUAACUAGCUCAUCUUAUAUCAAAAGAUAGCUAGUAAUCCAUGGCCUCUUGGGACUUCUGUUUUUUUUUCCUCCUCUAUUCUCGUCUUAUUUACACAGUUUGGCGUUGGGUUCUGGUCAGACUUUUUUGGAUUCUCUUUUUAUUUGGUGUUAUUCAUUUUCUCACUGAUGUGGAUCUGAACGAUUGCACAGCUUCGCUUUCUGUCGGGUGAGUGAAAUUCAAGCAAAUAACUAAUUAAAAUAAUUUAAGCGAGAAUACCCCUUUUUCAGCUCCAGCACAGUAAUGAUUGCAUUUAGAGGAGAGAAAAGGUUACAUUAAAAAGGCUUCAAGGAGGAUUUAAUAGGGUCACAGAUGCAUGUAUCUGAAAUUGACCGUAUAUGUUGACGAUUACAGUGUCAUGUCUGUUUUCUUUAUUUUUUUAUCAUCCACAGUAUGAAUAAGCUCUCUCUCUAUCUAUAUCUAUAUAAAUCUAUAUCUAUAUAGAUAUAUGGUUAUCUAUAUAAAAAAAGAUAAAAGCUUAAUUGAGUUGAGAAUUGUUUAUUGAUUUAUGUAUGAUAUAGAUAAAAAAAAAGUCUGGUCUACGCUUUGGGAUUAUGUUUACUGUCUGUCUGGGUUUUGUUACUUUUAAGGCGUUAAGUACAGAAAUAGUUAUAAAAAAGGUAAAAAAAAAAAAUCAAAUCAAAUGCGUUUAAAAGAAGAAGAAAAAAAAAACGCUAUAGUAUUGCACAGUAUCUGUUUAUAGCCCAGCUUCAGGUGUGAGUUUAAACUCAGGUAAUUUGCACUCUAAUGUGUGUCCAUUCACAAGUCGAACUCCUACCACCUUCUUCAGCAACAAACACACAUACACACAUUAAUACACACAUGAACACACCCACCCACACAGACACAGUUCAACGUAAAUCAGCUUUUGUGUUGAUAAAUGUUACCCAUGGCUCUUUUGAGUGUAUGUUAAAAGCUGUCGAUCCACUGAAGACGAAUCAUUCGUGUUGAGUGACAGUGUGAUUUAUAAGCAACGUGCGUGCAUUGAUUUAGAAGGUUGUGAGUGCACCAUGGUUGUGUGAUCUCCGUCAGACAGAUGUUGUUUUAUGAGUUACGUAUGAGUUAAAAGCACAAACGUUAGCUUGCUUGGUUAUUCCUACUUUAGAAAUCUGUCAUGUCUGAUACAAGUCAUAUGUUUGAAUAAUUACAUUUGAUUGGCAUCACAUUAAUUCUAAACAAAUUAUCAAAGACAACUAUAUAGACAACCUACAAAGUUACUGCAUACUCUUAUUUAUUUAUUUGAAAUAAUUGCAUUAUCUAUAUCAGCUGCCACAAUUCACUGAUGCAACCAGGACUUGUAAAGCUACGACUCAUAGGAUACUAGUUUCCUACUUGCAGUUGUGGCAAUGGUUAUAGUUUCAUAUCAUAAUUAUGAGAUGAGACUAUAAUUAAGAUAUUUUUUGACAGACCCGAGAUACCUGCUUAUUCUGAUUGGGGUACUGUAUUUUUUCUGGGAGAUCCAAGAGAACCAAGUUUUUCCAGAGAUUUUAAUGACCGAGCAGGAGAUGGUCUGCAAAUUAGAGAGUACAAAAUUUUUCUCACAAUAAUCAAGCAUUUUUUUUAAUCCAUCUCUCAUGGAUAAAACAAACCAUGCAAUGAUGUAAAAACUGUAGAGAGAAUUUAGUCACUUUGUCCAGGAAAUAUCUAUUUGCAAAAAAAACCCAAAAAAACCCCUGUCCUUAAUAACAAGGCACGUCGAUCAGUGUUUAUCUGAAUCGAGACAGAGCUCAGCAGUUAAAGAAGAGAUCUUCGUGAGAUCUUACAUGGCGUUGGUGUUUGAACUCACAACCAUAUGAUUGCUAACACAAUGCUGUGAGCGAUGCAUGGGUCCAGUCACUUUCACCUUCAUCUUCCACUCUGUAGCUCUUAAUAUUUAUAAUGCAAGUGUGUAUGGCUGACACUUUUUCCAGCAACCCUGGAAAUGUAAUACGUAGAUAUUUACCAUGUUUAAAAUGAUAUCAUCACAACAAUUUAUUAAGAAAUAAAUUUGCUAUUUUUAACUAUUUACUAAGAUUAUGAACAUCUCCAGAUUACGAAUUUGUCUUCAAGGAUAUUCAAUGCGAUUUAACACAAAUUCAAAAGACUUAUAUUAUAUUAUAUUAUAGUAUAUUAUAGUAUAUUAUAUUAUAUAUACAAUAUGCAAAUAUAGAUCCCACUGACACCAUCAUCAUUCCAUACACAUGUGCUGUGACCGGCUUAGUGAAUUUUUUUAGCUGAACAUUAUAUACUUUAUUUCCUUUAUCCUGCUCCUCAUUAUCACACAUCAGUAGGUUGCUGAAGGAAUGGAACUGCUAUUUCAGUGUCUAAAAUCUGUGCAAUAAUAACAAUAAUAUAAUAAUAAUCAUAAAAUGUUAUCUUUUGCUGUUUGCUAGGAAAAGGAAUUGCUUUAAAGCCUCACAUUUUAUGAGUAGGAAUAUUUCCGCUCUUAUCUGCAGUAUUUUGUGAUCGCUCGAAACAGAGAACAUUCGUGGCAUCGUUUCUGUAUGGAGUUCAGAGAUUUGACAUGUUUACCUAACUGACAUUAAACAUAAACAUGUCAUGAACAUGUUCUAUUGAAGGAACCACACUUCACGGUCUUUGUACGUCAGAGGUGCUCAAGUCUAGUUCAAGAGAUCAGCUACUUCCAACACACCUGGCUCUAACAUUCGGAUCAUUCCUCAAGAGGAACUGAACACUCCAGAGUUUAGAUCAACAGAACCUGGUUUGAGCGCUCCUGCUGUACGUGAACAUGAGAUACACAUUGCUUUAUACCACCCUAUUAUCUCAUCUCUGAUGUUUCCCAUAACUUUAGCACUAGGAGCUUGCAGUGCUUUGGCUCAGUUACUGUGGGUGUGUCUGCAUCUUUGAUAUCUCAGCUCAUCUGUUCAUAUACAUUUAUAGUUCUGGUUUGAACAUUAAAGAUGUAAUGAAGGAAGCAACUUCCAAAUGGAAAUUGAAGCGCAAUUGCAAGAAGAAAAAUAUCUGCAUUUGAAAACUCUGAACACGGUCCAAUCCUUUGUUGAAGCCUCCAAACAAAUCAGUGUCGAUAUGGUUCAAGUCUUUGUCGUAGCCAUGCAGUAUCAUAUAGCGCCAGCUGCUGAGCUUGUUGCGUAAUGUUUCUGCACAUAUCUGAGUUUCGCAUUUGCUCUGUUGUCCCAUUUGGCGAAACAGAAAAAAACAUGAGUUUUCAUUUCUUUUGUUUUCCUGUAAAAUAGAGAUCUUGUGUCUUAUUUAAAUAAAGUUAUGAUAUAAGAAAUGA
Messenger RNA from Tachysurus fulvidraco (yellow catfish), 6934 nucleotides. RefSeq names its product glucocorticoid induced 1a (gene glcci1a). The transcript is spliced from 8 exons. Gene Ontology annotation, cellular component: cytoplasm. Gene Ontology annotation, biological process: podocyte development. The record is from RefSeq and is a predicted model, not a curated record. Lineage: Eukaryota; Metazoa; Chordata; Actinopteri; Siluriformes; Bagridae. The coding region runs from base 495 to 2099 and encodes 534 amino acids.